Messenger RNA from Suillus subalutaceus, 1107 nucleotides. RefSeq lists its product as uncharacterized. The transcript has 8 exons. The coding region runs from base 1 to 1107 and encodes 368 amino acids. The record is from RefSeq and is a predicted model, not a curated record. Lineage: Eukaryota; Fungi; Basidiomycota; Agaricomycetes; Boletales; Suillaceae.
AUGCUGAGGUUGAUAACAGACUAUACAGAACCAUGUCCAAGCGUGCCGGACUUCACGUUGGAUCCAGAGGUGACGAACCAUCUGCAAAGUGACACAGGACUGCUGAAGGGGAUGAUGCAUUACCACCAGCACUGUAUGAUGCCUGCUGCAUGGGACAUUCUGACACAAUUCCUUACUUCAUCUAUGUCAAUGUCUGAGAUGGAUGACAUGCUUGUAUCUUAUCUUGGCGAUAGAUACCAUGAAGAUGACUGGGUGGAACCUCGACGUCUCUUAUUCUCCGGCGAUGGAAACGACGCUGAAUCUUUGAGGAACCUCAAACUCUCUCAAGAAGAUUGUUCCGUGGGUACCUCUGCAUCAAGGACCAACGGUUCCUUGUCAAGCUCGCCUGUUCGAAAGUUGCUUAUGCGACCAAAAGCUACAAAUUCUACCUCCAAGAUUGGGGAGGAGGAGAUGGAGAGUGGAUGGACACUCACGCAUUUGAAAAUCACUAAGAAUUCCUUUAUCCUCGAUAUGGCCAAGGUUGGGGAUGAUGAUGAGGAGGAGGAGGGGGGGAGGAGGGGGGAGGGCUAUGGGGAUGGCACAUCUGUGGGGUCUGCGAUGGUUACGCGCUUGGCAAGACCGUUGGCAACACAGAACGCUGCUCGUCACAAGGCUGCGAGAAUGCCACUCACGGAGUUCCCGAAGCCAGGAUGUAUCUGGUUCACGUUCAAAGAACUACCACUGAAUAUGUCACCUCACACCUUCGAAAGAAAGGAUUCCCGUGACCGUAUCAGCUUGGGCAGCUGGCCAGCUUACACUCUCGUCACGGAGGAAGAACGUGGAGCUGUAGAGCGUUCACAGUCCGAAUUUCCUAACCCAGCGUGGGUGAGGGUUAAGAACGGCCCGUACAGGGGCGAUACAGCGCUGGUCUUCGAACAGUUACCAAAUGGUAUCGUCGCGAUCUUAAUUGUUUCGCGAGACAUGCCCUAUGCCAUGCCUGGCAGAACUCGGGCGUUGGUUGAGCAAUCUCGCCUCCCAAAGAACAAGACUGUGUCUGAUGUCAUUCAUGACGAUCAAGUGGUAGGGUGGAAGUUUAAAGGUGAAAGCUACUACUGGGGCUCCUUCUGA